This is a messenger RNA of Equus quagga, 2446 nucleotides long. RefSeq names its product ATP binding cassette subfamily E member 1 (gene ABCE1). Gene Ontology annotation, molecular function: ATP hydrolysis activity; ATP binding; ribosomal small subunit binding. Lineage: Eukaryota; Metazoa; Chordata; Mammalia; Perissodactyla; Equidae. The coding region runs from base 170 to 1969 and encodes 599 amino acids. The record is from RefSeq and is a predicted model, not a curated record. The transcript has 18 exons. Gene Ontology annotation, biological process: ribosomal subunit export from nucleus; translational initiation; translational termination.
CCAUGGCAUGCGCGAGGCGGUGGCUGGGUACCGCCAUUUUGGCCGGCGGCCGUAGGAACACGCUGUGUGACUGAGAAGUGAAAGCAAGAGCUGAUUUGGUCUCUACGCUCCCCUCCGCGAGGGGAUCGUUUUCUCCAGGAGAGCUGGAUAUUCUUACUUCUUUAGAAUUAUGGCAGAUAAAUUGACGAGAAUUGCUAUUGUCAACCAUGACAAGUGUAAACCUAAGAAGUGUCGGCAGGAGUGCAAAAAGAGUUGCCCUGUGGUUCGAAUGGGAAAAUUAUGCAUAGAGGUUACACCCCAGAGCAAAAUAGCGUGGAUUUCUGAAACUCUUUGCAUUGGUUGUGGUAUUUGUAUUAAGAAAUGCCCCUUUGGCGCCUUAUCAAUUGUCAAUUUACCAAGCAACUUGGAAAAAGAAACAACACAUCGAUAUUGUGCCAAUGCCUUCAAACUUCACAGGUUGCCUAUUCCUCGUCCAGGUGAAGUUUUGGGAUUAGUUGGAACAAAUGGUAUUGGAAAGUCAACUGCUUUAAAAAUUUUAGCAGGAAAGCAAAAGCCAAACCUUGGAAAGUAUGAUGAUCCACCUGAUUGGCAAGAAAUUUUGACUUACUUCCGUGGAUCUGAAUUGCAAAAUUACUUUACCAAGAUUCUAGAAGAUGACCUAAAAGCCAUUAUCAAACCUCAGUAUGUUGACCAGAUUCCCAAGGCUGCAAAGGGGACGGUGGGAUCUAUUUUGGACCGAAAGGAUGAAACAAAGACACAAGCAAUUGUAUGUCAACAGCUGGAUUUAACCCAUCUAAAAGAACGAAAUGUUGAAGAUCUUUCAGGAGGAGAGUUGCAGAGAUUUGCUUGUGCUGUCGUCUGCAUACAGAAAGCUGAUAUUUUCAUGUUUGAUGAACCUUCUAGUUACCUAGAUGUCAAGCAACGAUUAAAAGCUGCUAUUACUAUACGAUCUCUAAUAAAUCCAGAUAGAUAUAUCAUUGUGGUGGAACAUGAUCUAAGUGUAUUAGACUAUCUCUCUGACUUCAUCUGCUGUUUAUAUGGCGUACCAAGUGCUUAUGGUGUUGUCACUAUGCCUUUUAGUGUAAGAGAAGGCAUAAACAUUUUUUUGGAUGGCUACGUUCCGACAGAGAACUUGAGAUUCAGAGAUGCAUCACUUGUUUUUAAAGUGGCUGAGACAGCAAAUGAAGAAGAAGUUAAAAAGAUGUGUAUGUAUAAAUAUCCCGGGAUGAAGAAAAAGAUGGGAGAGUUUGAGCUAACAAUUGUAGCUGGAGAGUUUACAGAUUCUGAAAUCAUGGUGAUGUUGGGGGAAAAUGGCACCGGUAAAACGACGUUUAUCAGAAUGCUUGCUGGAAGACUCAAACCUGAUGAAGGAGGAGAAGUACCAGUUCUAAAUGUCAGUUAUAAGCCACAGAAAAUCAGUCCCAAAUCAACUGGAAGUGUUCGACAGUUACUACAUGAAAAGAUAAGAGAUGCUUAUACUCAUCCACAAUUUGUGACUGAUGUAAUGAAGCCUCUGCAAAUUGAAAACAUCAUUGAUCAAGAGGUGCAGACGUUAUCUGGUGGUGAACUGCAGCGAGUAGCUUUAGCUCUUUGUUUGGGCAAACCUGCUGAUGUCUAUUUAAUUGAUGAACCAUCUGCAUAUUUGGAUUCUGAGCAAAGACUGAUGGCAGCUCGAGUUGUCAAACGUUUCAUACUCCAUGCUAAGAAGACAGCCUUUGUUGUGGAACAUGACUUCAUCAUGGCCACCUAUCUAGCAGAUCGAGUCAUCGUUUUUGAUGGUAUUCCAUCUAAAAAUACAGUUGCAAACAGUCCUCAAACCCUUUUGGCUGGCAUGAAUAAAUUUUUAUCUCAGCUUGAAAUUACUUUCAGAAGAGAUCCAAACAACUAUAGGCCAAGAAUAAACAAACUCAAUUCAAUUAAGGAUGUAGAACAAAAGAAGAGUGGAAACUACUUUUUCUUGGAUGAUUAGACUGAAUCUGAGACUAUUGAUAAGCCAUUUAUUAAAAGAAACAUUUAUUGGGAUUUUGUCAUAGAAAACUUUAAUCAGGUUUUAUGCCUCACAUACUCUGGAGCUUGAAGUAUAGUUUACUUAAUGUAACAUCAAAAGCCAGUUGUGUUGUAAAUUGUAGUCUGAAUACAGAAAAUGCCCCAUUUCUGUUCUAGAUAAGCCCCUUUUUGUGCAUAACAGUCUAAAAUGAAGACAUUUCAAGCUAAACAAAUUACCUCCAAGUUUUCAUGAUGUAUGGGAAGAUUUUUAAUGGGUGUAUAAUAUUCAUGUACCAAAUGCUCACCAGUUUUGCCCCCUUUUAAAAAUCUUGAAAAAAGAUUUCUGUACUUACAUGGUUUCCCAAGUAUGACAAUAUAAUGAAACUGCCCUUAUUUUAAAAGCCGGUCGAAGACUCCACUGAUGAAAUUUGAUAAAUAAACAUCAGGAUUAUAUUUGUUA